UAAGCAGCAGAGCUGCCUGGCGUUGUGUGGACUGUCUGAGGCUUUUUAAUCGCCGUAACAUACAAAGCGCCGAAGCAUGGAUUUGUCUGUUUUAAUAAAAAAGCUUGGACAUCAUCUGGUGGAGAUCCGAGUAAGAGCUCUUGGAAGUUUGAAAUGUAAACUAGACCAUGGACUCAUUCACCUUUCUGACCUUGUUCAACAAAAAACUUUGUUUAUUCUUUUGCUGGAAUGGUUCAACUUUCAUGAGGUACCAGAACAAGAAGCUGUAUUGGAGUUGCUCAAUCGCUUGGUGAAGCAUUCUUCUGCCGCUCACUUGCUAGAAGAUGUGGGAGCUUCAGAGUUUCUAUCUCGUUUACGCCCCAACGUUGAGCCAAAGCUUCAAACCACCAUUGAUAGCAUUUUGGAUGGCCUUUUUCAGCUUCCAGAAAUUUCGCCUGAAUUUAUUGGGGUUUCCUUUCAGAAACAGUCUGUACCCACCAAGGAUGGCAAAGUGAUCUAUCAUAUGCCUAAUGAAAUAGUAUCGGGAUGUUUUCCUUCUUCUGACACAAUGGAACAUUCUGAAGUUUUGUCACAGAGAGUUUCAGAUAUCCAGCAGGUCCAGGAUGAAAAUGUACCUAUUGCAGGAUAUUUUCAUAAUAUUUCCGAAAAUGUAAGACAGUCUGAAGUUAUACCUCAGAGAAUUGCAGUGAACGGCUCUGUGAAGUGUUUAAAGUUUACAACCUUUCCUUGGCUGGCUCUGACUACAACAGACAAACACAUUCUUUCAUCAAAUGAAAGUUCACUCAGAAGUAAGAAUCCUAAUUUAAUCCGUACAACUUGUGAGCUCCUGCAAGAUGUCAUAAUGCAGGAUUUUCCACCAGAGAUUUUCAUUCAGAGGCCAAAGAUAGUGCAGAAUCUUCUCUCUCUGCUUGAUUUGACAAGAGAUGGCACUGAAUAUUUAACAUUUCAGGCAGUUGCUUGUCUAUAUCAGUUGUGUGUCAAUUUAAGGAAUAGACUGCAUUUUUACAGAGAUCCUAAUUUUUAUUCUUCUAAACAAGAUACACUUUCUCAGAGUUCAUCAGUAUCAUAUUCCCAAGAGACCAGAUGUACCCAAAACUCUCAUAGCCCCUCACCUAUAGAUGGCAGCCCUAGACCCUCUGUGAUUGGGCGUACAGGUCAACGAGCCAGAGGGGAUGGACAGGAUGGGGAUGCAAUGUCGUCCAGUAGAAGCAGUUCUCAGGGUGAUGCAACUUCAAGGUUUCCAGCCAAUUCCCCUCUAGACAAUACCCACCUUGAUCUAUCAGAAAUUGAAACUGAAGCUUUGCUACAGCUUCAGUUACAGCAGCUCACAUUAGCUCAAUUUAGUGUUUCAGUCCUGGAACAUGCUGUACCCCUUCUAAGAUCCGAAAAUAUGAAAUCAGUUUUCCGCAUCCUGGAACUUUUAUCAGUUAAUAUUGUACUUGUGGAAUACAGUGUAUCAGAAAGUGUGUGGAGUGAUGACAGUUUAAUUGCCUGGGAAUUGAAAGAAAAACUGCUUUCUUCGCACGAGUCCCUUGCUGACACCUUGAAUUACUUCUAUACUAAAAUAAAUUCGGAUAUUCCAGAGUCCACUUUAAUACAGCUCAGAAUGUCCUAUAUUGGGACUGCUAUUUUCACUAUAAGACUUCUACAGACACUUCUACCUGUGGAAAAGGCCUGUGAUGUGUUAACCGAAAACAUGGGGACUGCACUGUUUUUUCUUAGUAUGGAUAUGUCCUUUAGCAUGACAUUUCCAAACAUUCACGAGUCUGUCGUUUCUUACAUGGAACAAAUAAAUCCAGAAAAUGUAAAUUUGUACAAGAAGACGUCUCAUCUUGUUUAUUCAAUUGAUUGUACCUGUAACUUUAUUAAGGAAACAAAACGUGAGAAAAAAAACAAUCUCGUAGAGCUGCUGGAUUUGGCAGAUCAUGCUUUGGAGAGCCUUCCAUAUCAUCAAUAUUUACAUUUCGUGAAGGAAGUCAUAAGCAUCUGUUCACACAUCUGGAAAUCUGCUCAAGCCAGUCCAGUCUUACAGGCUGAAAGUCAGAAAGUGUACCUCCGGCUGAUAUCCCAUCCUGUUACAGCCAUAAAGUUGGAAGCUUACACUUGUACUUUGAAUACUUUAAAGGAAUGCUUGGGGAUUCAUAAUAUCACAAUGCCAGUGUCAGCUAUUUGCCAUGAGAUUCAUUUCCUUCUGCAUGGUAGAGUUCUUUAUGAAAUUUGUGCAUUUGGUCUUCAAGAUUCUGCACAACAGGUUUCUUCAACAGCGAAGGAAAUUAUGAUUUAUUUGCUUCAAGGUAGACUGAUAAUGGCAAGUUCAUCAUGGAACAGAUUUAUGGAAGCCUUAAACCCUGUUGUUUCAAUACUUCAGGGUUAUGCAAGUACUGAUGAGACUCUGGGAAAGUGUGUCCUGCUUCUUAGUGAAACUGCUCAAGAAUCUGGAGACAGUAUACUUACAAGGACAGCUAGGCUUUAUGCUGCUUUGAGACUUCUUUUUAUCAAGCAAAAAAAGGUGAGGGCUACAGCUGUAAAGCAAUUAACGUGGCAUCUGACAAAUGAAGAGGGAGCCAACAAAAAACGCCCACACAUAGAAGGAUCACUUCUGGCAUCUUUGGUUAAUUUGUUUGUUGUUGACCAACCCAUUGACUUGAAACUUGACACAGAGAAAUCAUUUUUCAAGGUGGACUGUGUCGGCAAAGUUUAUCAUAUCUUUACGUCAGAAACCGUGGACAUGCCACUCAGAAAAUCUGCAGUUGAGCAGCUUGUUAUUAUAAUGCAAGAUAGUACAAUGCAUGAUGCACUGAAGAGUUUAGGUGCUGUGGAAAAAAUUUUGCAAGUUAUAAAUGAAUGUAUAGACAAAAAUGGAAAGGGUUUGGAGAGCCUUUUGUUACCUUGUGUUUCCCUACUUCGAAAGCUUGUGUAUGCAGACCCCAUUCUACGGCACUCUCUAGCUCAGGAGCCAUCAAACAUCCUAUUGUUUCUUCGAGCUUCAUUGAUAAUUAUGGAAAAUAAAGGCUGCAUUACCGAAGCUGCUUCAUUGAUGUGCCUCUUGUUGUUUGAUGAGGUUGCACGAACUGAUAUUUGGACAGAUGAUUCAUCAGUGCCUUUUUCAGUGCCACCUCCUCCUUUCACCUUACCAGCCACAGUAAUAGGACGCUAUUGCCUUCCAUUUCGAGUUGCAUCUCAUCAUGUAGCAAGCCCAUACUGUGUUUUAAUGCCUCCUCAUUUGGACUCUCUAACUCGGAAACCUUCAUGGAAUAUGUUAAAGUUUGCAUGGAAUCGUGCUUGGUAUGAUGGGAUUGAAAAUCUUUUACAAAACCAUCAAAAUUAUUCUGAAGAAUUUUUGGAAAGCCUGAAAAUGGCUCCAGCUGAAUGUCUGUUAUUAAAAGUUACACAUGUUAUUACUGGACUGCAGGACUGCCUAGACACUAUAAACGGUGCAGCUUCACAUGGCAUUGUGAGUUCCUCACUAACAAGAAUGCGGUUCUACUUCCUAAAUGACAGACUGGCCAAAAAGAUUGAGUCGGACAGCUGUAAAUACUUCCUAGAAUCUCAUGAAUGGCACAAUGUUAUGAGCAGAUUUCUUCAAGUACUUCCGUCAUGCCUGGAAGAUGAAAAACUCCUUAUUGAUAUUCUGCGUUUCCUCAACACCUAUUUUAAACAUGCCAAAAUGGAGACAGACUGUAAAGAUCUCCUGUGGUUUCUUGAAAUGGAGACUAACCCUUUAAUGAGCAUACUAAUUUACAAAGCAUCAAAUAUACAAAGUGGAUCUGAAGACAUUCAAGCAGUUAUCAGUCAAAGAGUUCAGAAAGAGCUGAUAACCUUUUUCAACACGUUGCUUCAUUGCCUCACAUCAGUUACUGACAGAAGAUGCUUGGCUUUGGCUGGUCCAUUCAGAACUCAGCUUGCUGUUAAACUUCUUCAGUGCCUUCGCAUAUCAGAUGCUCCCCAUUUCUAUGGACUUCCUUCUCUUGAAAGAACACUUAAAGGAAUGAUUCAUGUCACAGCCCUUUCUGGAUGGAGUUUAUAUUCUCCAGCUGAAGAGCCUGAUUCAUUGUGUAUUAAGUACCUAAAUGGACUUCUUGAGGUAAUUUCUUCUUUUUAUGUUGAGUGGGGAGGAAAUUCUUUAUCUUUUAUGGGAAAAGGAGUCACAAAGAGUGCAGUUCUCUGUUUGCUUCAGCUCAGCCAUGAAAUGAUGGCACAGACAAAAAGCAAGGAUUGGGUGUCUCUGUGGUCACUAGCUUAUGAUCAAAAUCAUGACGAGCAACCAGCUUCCCAUUUAGGAUUGGCCUGGCUCAUUCCACUUUGGGUUGACAGAGAUCCUGAGGUGAGGUUUGCAAGUCUUGCAAUUGGUUCAGCUCUCACUUCUGUGGAAAACGGAUGUGUGGCUCUUGGUGACAGUUGUCAGAACAUUUCCGGAGGAUUAUGGGGAACAGUACUUAGCAUUCUCCUAGACCAGUCUGAAAGCAGUGCUGUCCGCAGAGAGGCUGCGUUUAUUUUACAAAACCUUUUUACAAUGCCUAUGUCUUCCAACAAUGAGGAAAGCAAAGAUUUUGUUUGGCAGAGUCCUUGUGUUCAUGAUGAAGAAUCUGGAUUGUCACUUGUGGGACUGCCUGCUCUCCAAGCUCUGCUUUGUCAUUGCCAGUUUUUUGAACAUGCAAGCCAAGCAAUAAAAAAUUGUUACAUAGGCAGACACUCAUUUGAUCUAACUUUUUUUCAAGUCACCAGUAAUGUACUUAAUAAAACUGAGGAUCUAGAUUCUUUGAAAAGCUGGGGAGCUGUACCCAGUCCAUUAAAUCAAAGUGAAAUGUCAUACUCCCUUUGUACAUCAAGUACACUGAUUCUUCCUGAAGGUAUAGUGGAGAUACAGCCAUCCGUCCCAUUGGUAUCAAGGCCAGAUAAUCCAGAUGCUCCUAGGAACCGAAUGAUAACCCAGGGUCAAAGUGACACAGAAACUUCAUCUGUACAUACAAUAGACUCCCAAAUUUCAGGACUGCCUUUAGACCACUGCGUGAUUGUUACACCAACACUAGUUUCAGCCCUCUGUGGAAUGUUAUCUAACCUUUUAGCAAUUUUACCUGAAUUUACAUUCACUGCCCUCAAAGAUAACAACAUUUUAGCGUCUCUUACAAGUUUGGUGGAUGCCAGCUUCUUAGGAAAAUGUCUGCAGGAACUCAGGUCUCCAAUUUUUCCAGAUGAUAAACAAGAUAUUAAAGCUCAGGUUACAAGCCUUCUUCAGUACAUAUCAGCUUUUGCCUCACUUCUGCAGUCAUCAGUGACCGUAAAUGCUAAGAUUAUGUUUCUGGAAGAUAUACUUAAACCAUUGGUAGAGAACAUGUUUGCAUUGUUUUCACCGCAUCAUAUUAACAACACUGAUGAAGAGCUGACAUCAGCUUUGUAUGAUACAUGGAUUUCCUUGUUUAUGCUUUUGACUACAGUUCUGAGAAAGUCUUGUCAGGCAGCCUUCCCCUCUGUUAUGAUUGCUGUUGAGAAGUACUGGACAUCUUAUACUGGUGCAAUUUCUACAUGUGUGGAACUUUCAAACGAAAAUGCCUUGCUUUGUACUUCAGCACUUCAGUUUUUUUCUGUACUUUUAUCUGAAGAAGCAAGACAGCAGCUUCAAGAUUUGACAGAGAUGAGAACUGUACAAGACAGAACUUUGACUAAACUACUGAAUUCGACAUCAGGGAGCAAGCUUUGUGAACUAUUACUAAAGAUCUUUGACGGGAGAUCAUCAAAUGAUGUUCUAAAGAAGGUAAUAGCAAAUGCUGUUAUGUCAUUGUUGGCAGUUAGUCCAGCAGCACAGAAGCAUGCAUUGCAAGCUGGCCUUAUUGACAGCUGUGUUGAGCAGAUUAAGCAAUGUCAUGCGCAUCUUACUCUGGAUUUGCUGACACUUGAAAGAACAACACAAAAGAAAAAGUUUAAGCAGGAGGAUAAUCUUAUACGAGAAUUAAAGCUAUGUAUUCACAUCCUGAGGAACUGUCUCUAUCAAAAUGAUGAAUGUAAAAUAGCAGCGACAGAUGCACAUCUGGUCAGUACCCUGCAUUCAUUGUGGCCUUGGUUUAUUUUGGAUGAUUCUCUGAUGCAAGCUGCUUUGCAAUUGCUAUGUGUUUAUACAGCUAACUCACCACAAGCUUGUGCCACUUUUAGCUGGAGCAGUGGAGGGCCAAGUUCUGCACAGAGAGGAGGCCCAUCAAGCAACUCUCUAAUGCAUAAUAUAAUGAAAUUGGCUUCUAAGAAGUGUCCUGAGAAUUCCAGUAUCCAACAACUGGCCUUUGCUCUCCUUUCAAACCUUGUAAUAUCUCAUGAGUGCAAAGGUUUAUUGCAGAAGAGCAAUUUCCUACAGAGCUUUGUAUCCUUGUCGUUGCCAAAACCUGGGUCUAAGAACCUUAGUCCAAUUGUAAACUUGUGGUUGAAGCUGUUACUGAACAUGUCCUUUUCUGAAGAUGGACAGCAGAUGAUACAGAAAACAAAUGGUGCUUUGGAGUUUCUGACCGAGAUAUCCCAAUGUAACCCUCGUAACAAUAAAUCUGCUUCUCUUCUCAUUCUUCACAACAUUUGCUUCAGUAGCUCCAAUAAACCAAAAGUUCUCAUCAAUGAUAAAACUGUGGAGGUGCUGUCUUCUUGUCUAGAAAGCAGCUUUUUAGAUACACAAACAAUCGGUGCCUCGGCAUUAUGGGCUUUGCUUUAUAACAAUCAAAAGGCUAAAGUAACACUGAAGAAUCCUGUCAUUAAAAGGAGAGUUGAUGAAGCUUUAACUUUGUGUAGAAAAGAUGCCGAUAAACUGAACACUGAUGUGUUAAACUCCUACAAAAUGAAGUGCCUUGAAAACAUAUCCCAACUUUUGAACAGUUGAAUCAGUAAUUUAACAAAAUAUUUUUGUACUGUUUUUUGCUAAAUUAAAAUAUAAAAAUAAAAGUCUAUUUAAUUUGUAGUUAUAAUGUUUGUUUUCAGCCUGUUUUUUUAUACUAAACCUUUAUGUUGCACAUUCCUAUUGAGAGCACUUUGCAGCUGUUUUACUUGUGAAGAUUCUGCAGAUUCACUGUCAUAAAACAUCUACCACUAGGUGGAGUAAACCUCCAUUCACCCAACUCUUCAUGCUUACUCUCAGGUUUGUGCAAUCAAGUAAUGCUUCAUUAUUGUGUAUAUAAUAACACUUGUAAAAAUAUUGAUUUCUGUGUUUAAAAAUUACUUUCAAAAUUGGCUGUAUUGUGUUUGCUUGUACUGCUGAUGUUAUAUCUAUUGGCUUUAUUUUGACAUUAGAUAUUUUUUGUCAUUACAUAUUUCACAAGUCCUGUUAUUCCAGAUAAUUACAGAAAAAUCAUCUUCAUUUUUUUUUAAAGAAUAUAAUGUUUUCACACAUUCAGCACUUUUAGGGUUAAACAUGUAUUUUUAUAUUUUAGUCCAAUGCAUUAUUUUUCUUUUUUUUAUUAUUCAAUGUAUGGUAGUCUUGCAACUAACAAUCACAUUAAGUGUGCAGGGAAAAUUACAGUGUUACAGGCUUUUGUGUGCAAUUUUCUGGACCAACAUUGAACAGGGCACCAGUCAGUUUCAGGAGAUAAUUUAUAAAGAGAGUCACAUUAAUACCUGACCACAUGUAUGUAGUUCAAUAGCUUCUUGCGAUACCCCUUGCUAGUGAUCCAUGGCACUGUCACAAGAUGAACCAAGUUAAAAGACACAGACCAUUCCUUGGUGCUUGAAAAAUAUUUAUUGAAUUAGUUUUAGAUAAAGUCCUCAAUAUAGAACAAUUUUUUUUUAAAAAUGCACAAGCUGUACUCCAGGUAGACACAACCAAACAGGUACGCACCCCAGCAGUCACCAAUUCUCGCCCACAACCAACACACAUUUCACCAUCUCUGCUACAUUAAAAUAGAUCAAAAGAUCCGGACAUUGACUAUUCCCCAGCAUCUGGACAGUCGUGCUGUACUGCCACUCACUGUCUUCUUCCUGUCCAAAGCUUUGACAGCUUUAAAACCCCAUGAGCUGAUUAGCACUUGCUCCACUGUCAGUGCCGACAUCGCACAGAGUUGAGUGUUAAUCAGCUCCUUCAAUUAACUUCAGUAGCCCCCAUUAUUAGAAAGCCCAUGACACAAAGUGGUUCACACCCUCCACCUCCAAGUUCUUACUGUUCAGUUUCAGCCUGACAAGUAACAAAACUGAAAGAAUGGGCAAACCAAGACAAAGCAUAACUAUUUACAGUAAAACACAUGCACACCUCGACUCCAUGAACCCUUACUUGAUGCAAACAUUAUGCCCAGACAAAAACUGGCCAAUAAACAAAAUCUCAAUGAAUAAAGCAAUAACACAAAAGAAGCAGUUCAUUGUCGCCUUUCCAUCUUUGUCUCUUGAAGCAUGUGCCGGAAUGCUUUAGGGAUCAGGAAUUCCUCAAAAACACCAAGUGUCUCUAGAGUACACUGCUUAAUCCCACCACUGCCACUAUAAUGUGAUGCCCCAUGACAGCAGUCCUUAGCAUUGUCCCAUGAAGGAGCAUCUGUUAGUUCACCAAGGAUAAAAAAAAAAAAAUGGGCAUAAUUAUUAAGUGCAAAUAGUAAAUACAUAUUUUUAGAUAUAGUUGUAAAUAUUGUUAAAAAAAAAAACUCUUGAGAUGUCCUCCAGGCCAAGGGAAGAACCCAAUUCAAGUUAAUGCUAAUUCUGGGUCUGACUAGGCACACACAGCGACUUGUCACCAUGCUUCUGGCUUUCUUGUCCUCUUGUCAGGAAAAAUUCCAGCAACUACUUCCACAGCAGUUGUUGCUCUGAGUCCACACACAGCUCUGUUCCUUCCAUCUUUCCUCCAGGAUCAACCCAUGAGGAAAAUCACCUUCUCUGUGACAUUAAAACAGAUCCAGACUUUGUCCAUCAGUAGUCCACCAACGCUUCCCUCAUAUUCUAACUUCCAUCGUCAUUGUUCUCUCCUGCCUCUCACUUGCCUUCCCCAUUUUUAAGGCUCUGACUGCUUGAACAGCCCAUGAGCCGAUUAGUGCUUGCUCCGCCAUCAAUCUAGUUGCCGCACUGAGUUGCGUGUUAAUCAGCUCCCUCAGUCAACUUCAGCUGCCUUUUUUAUUAAACCACCUGUGACACAGUGUGUCACAUUCCUGUGAAGAAAUAAUGCGUCAUCACGAAGCCUCCUUCACUUGCAAGUGAUGACAUAGCAGUCACACCCUGCUUCGGUUGUAAAUUCCCCUUUAAAAAUUGGCCAAAAGACCUUGAAAAAGAAGUGGUUUGUAAGUGGGAAUACCGGACAUCAGCUUUAUUUAAAAAGUCCACCUCUAAUAUUUACCGUUUUAACUCCUGCUAUGUUUCAGCAAGGGUCUCAGUCUUUACUCAAAAGUGUUUUCUUUUUGUAUUGCUUGUUAACAAUUAUUUAGUGAAUACCUUGGACUUUUGUUUCUGUUUAUCUUUUUGUCCUAUAUGUAUUUUUCAAUAUUGUUUUGCUUAAGAAUGUAAUAUUUCGCAGUUAUUGUAUUUUUAACAAUUGU
This is a messenger RNA of Polypterus senegalus (gray bichir), 9476 nucleotides long. RefSeq names its product rotatin (gene rttn). The transcript has 50 exons. NCBI's taxonomy places the organism in Eukaryota, Metazoa, Chordata, Cladistia, Polypteriformes, Polypteridae. The record is from RefSeq and is a predicted model, not a curated record. The coding region runs from base 77 to 6853 and encodes 2258 amino acids. Gene Ontology annotation, cellular component: ciliary basal body; centriole; centrosome. Gene Ontology annotation, biological process: ciliary basal body organization; centriole replication; centriole-centriole cohesion.